This is a messenger RNA of Rangifer tarandus platyrhynchus (Svalbard reindeer), 288 nucleotides long. NCBI's taxonomy places the organism in Eukaryota, Metazoa, Chordata, Mammalia, Artiodactyla, Cervidae. The record is from the annotation of a GenBank genome assembly.
AUGUGCAGCGCACUGGGCUUCACCUGCAACGUGUCUAUUGGACGGAUGGUCGCGGCGCGCGGCUCCGGCCCCGGGCACCGAUGCCCAGCCUCUCUGCUCGGAAAAGGGGGGAAACGGCUUAACCCGAGUCUGUGGCGCCUCCUGCUGGCCGGAUUGGGGAAGCGACGAGAAAGGGCGGCCGAGGGGUGGGGGAAGCGAGACAGGGCCCCUGGUGGGCGGCAGGGCCCCCAGCGGGUAAGCGUGUCCCCGAGGCGGGACUGCGGUUUGCAAUUUAAGAUCCUGGCUUGA